GCGAGUGACACCUCUUUAGUCAAUAAAGCAUCUUUGAUGUGCGUCACUUACACCGCUUCAACCAACACUUCACAUCAGGCUAAUUACGCCGCUGCAACAAAGCAAGAUCAACAAGGGAAAUAUUUAGAAUUGUGGCACGUCUGGAAAAUGUUUUCAAAGCGGGAGGCUCGCGUUCUUGCGCUUGUUUCAACUUGAUCAACGUUAGCUUGAUGUGCUUCCUGUUCGCCGCUAGCCGCUAGUUAGCUAGCUAGCCUAGCCUUUCCGCGGCUAGCAUUCGGAGGUGCGGCACGACGGCAACACACUCUCCGGGGGCCAUGGCGGACGGCAUCAUCAGCAAAGCAGCUACCGUAGAGAUUCCCAUCAACAGCAACGGCAACACGGACGACGGCCUCGAACAGGCCACCCAGCGGCAGUGGCGUUUAGAUGACAAGUUAGGAAGCGGCAGAAACGCCGGGGAUCUGCAGCAGGUAAUGGUGUCUGGUCCCAACCUGAACGAGACCAGCAUCGUGUCGGGCGGUUAUGGCAGCCCGACAGAGGGCGGCGGCUCCGCCGGACCCGCUAAAGGUCCAAGCAGCGCCGGCGGCCCCCCCACAGACGAGGCCGCCCGAGGUGUGGCAGUGGAGAAAUUGGAAACGGUCAAGAAGUGGGGUCUCAACACGUACAAGUGCACCAAGCAGAUGAUCUCUGAGCGUUUCGGCCGCGGCCAGCGGACAGUGGACCCUGAGCUGGAGGCCCAGAUCGAGCUGCUUAGGGACACCAAGCGCAAAUACGAAAACGUGCUGCGACUGGCCCGAGCGCUGACCAAUCAUUUCUACAACUUGGUGCAGACGCAGCACGCGCUGGGUGACGCUUUCGCAGACCUCAGUCAGAAGUCACCAGAACUGAGGGACGAGUUCGGUUACAAUGCGGAGACCCAAAAGUUGCUGUGUAAGAACGGUGAGACUCUGCUGGGCGCCGUCAACUUCUUUGUGUCAGGCAUCAACACGCUGGUCAACAAAAGCAUGGAAGAUACGCUGAUGACUAUCAAGAUGUACGAGAACGCCAGGUUGGAAUUCGACGCGUACCGCUCUGACUUGGAGGAGCUGAGCUUGGGGCCUCGCGACGCAGCGGCCGUGGCCCGUAUUGACGCGGCGCAGCAGCUAUACCGAGUCCAGAAGGACAAGUACGAGCGACUGCGCUCCGACGUCGUGGUCAAACUCAAGUUCCUGGAGGAGAACAAGGUUAAGGUGAUGCACAAGCAGCUUCUGCUCUUCCACAACGCUAUCUCGGCGUAUUUCGCCGGCAACCAACAGCAGCUUGAGCAGACGCUGCAGCAGUUCAACAUCAAGCUCAAGCCUCCCGGCGCCGACAAGCCGUCUUGGCUAGAGGAGCCGUGACAAAAAUAUAUGGCAUUUCUGCUCCAUACUGACCUAGCGGAUUCAAAACACUAGCCAAUCAAAAUGGAGGAUGUGCAAAAGCCACCUUUCCAAUCAAUGUACACGACACAUUUUUGGUUGAAAGUUUUUUUCUUAUCAUUUCCAGUCUGUAUGACAUUUGUGGACCAAACCCUUUUUCUGUAGUUUUUAUUUGGAACGAUUGGAAGGCUUUCACAGUCAAGUGGAUCGGCUUGGAUGCUUGUUUGUCACUCCUUAGUUAAAUUUGAGAAAGAAACGUACAGUAUAUUGAAGAUAUUCCAAAAAUACACUCCCGUAAUGCCGAACACCGUAGACUGGCUUGACGCAGUGAGCAAAAGUGUUUGGUUUGAGGAUAGUGGCCGUUUGACAGCAAUAUCAUCCAAAAUGUGACACUGAGAGCAAGGUGUUGCCUCUGAACACGUGGAGAAAGAAUUCUCUUUUGUAGUAAAGGCGAGAUGUCUUAUUUGUGUACGGCAGAGGCCAAAGUGAUGCGUUUUUGGAAAGUGAGCACUAAAACCUCCCCUGGAAUAAAGUAACAGGAAGUCAUUUUCAAA
This is a messenger RNA of Corythoichthys intestinalis (scribbled pipefish), 1948 nucleotides long. Its product is annotated as arfaptin-2-like. Gene Ontology annotation, cellular component: trans-Golgi network membrane. Gene Ontology annotation, molecular function: phospholipid binding; protein domain specific binding. The record is from RefSeq and is a predicted model, not a curated record. The transcript is spliced from 9 exons. The coding region runs from base 315 to 1376 and encodes 353 amino acids. Gene Ontology annotation, biological process: regulation of Arp2/3 complex-mediated actin nucleation; intracellular protein transport. NCBI's taxonomy places the organism in Eukaryota, Metazoa, Chordata, Actinopteri, Syngnathiformes, Syngnathidae.